UGAAGAAAAAAAACUCCUUUAUUCACACUGUUGAAGUUAGUUUUCUUGAACAUUCGCAAUCCCAGCUCGAUCGUACAUACUUAUCUCUUCUUUUCAGCUCCGUCGAACCAAGCUUCAGGUCGGAGACUUUCCUUCACUUUGCAGGUUUUUCGCAGUAAAAUAGAGAGUCAAGAAUGGCCACUGGAGGUGGAGAAGACUGGGACACUGUCACGUACCUUCGUGCCAAGCCCAAGACAGGACAGGCUGCUCGUUCUCAACAGGCGGUUAACUCUGCUCAACGGCACGGAUUGGACGUUGACACGCAAAAGAAAUACGCAGCCGGAACAAACAAGCAACAAGGAAAGGGCGCCGACACAUCGAAAUUAGAUAGAGAGACAGAAGAAUUACAUCAUGACCGUGUGUCCAUGUCAGUAGGCCGUGCUAUUCAGAAAGGACGACAAGAUAAGUCCAUGACACAGAAAGAGUUGUCAACGAAAAUUAAUGAGAAGCCUCAGGUUGUGAACGAAUACGAAAGUGGAAAGGCUAUUCCACAGAAUACCGUCCUAGCGAAGAUGGAGAGAGCUCUUGGUAUCAAGCUACGUGGUAAAGACAUUGGACAGCCUCUAACAUUCGGUCCCAAGAAGAAGUGAAUUGUUGUUUGGUAAAGUGUUUUCUAUUGUCUUCUCAUCGGCACGUUUCCCUACUGUGGCCGCCUCUCAUGCACCUUCUGCCCUGCUAUACUGCUGCUCCUGCUGCUGCUGCUACUGCUGAAGCCUGUUGAAUCGUGUCUUAUUUGCAAUUAUAAUUUGUUUGCAGCGUGAGGAUGAACACUAGUUUGCUGCUCGUGAUUAGGUGCUGUAAGCUCUCCCCAUAACCCCCACGAAAAGCACAAUGUUCUUGUGCCUGUGCUACCAUGGAAAUGUGUUACUGUACUUUAUCAGCCCAGCCCAGACCUCUUCUAGGCUAUUGCUAAAUUCCCAAGGCAUCGUUGUUUUUGUGCGUGCGCGAUUGGUGCUGACCUGUCUGUCCUGAAUAAAUGUUUGAGUGGCUGUUU
Molecule: messenger RNA, 1033 nt
Organism: Sycon ciliatum
Lineage: Eukaryota; Metazoa; Porifera; Calcarea; Leucosolenida; Sycettidae
Product: endothelial differentiation-related factor 1-like
Exons: 6
Coding region: 174-629 (151 amino acids)
Cellular component (GO): nucleus
Molecular function (GO): DNA binding
Source: RefSeq, a predicted model, not a curated record